GCGAGAUUGGGCAGACCAGCUGGCGUUUGUCAAUGGUGUCGACAGUCCGACUGCUGGAGAAGCCGUUUUAAGUGGGAAUCCACCGGGCACAGUGAGGACAGAUGCGUUGCAUGCAUGUACUCCUGGCGGUGCUGUUCGUUGGCCUGCUGUGCAAAGGAUCAUGGGCCUUCCCGAGAUGCUGCUGGAGUAGGAAGUGCAACUGUCCGUACUUCAGACGUCUCUUCGGUCCCCGUAACCAUGGACACGGCAUCCUCACCGUCGGCAAGAGGCAAAGAGGCGAGGCGGAGUACAAGUCCCCCUCCUCCCGGGGGGAACACGACCCCACCCAUGGAGGACUCCCCGCCACUCUGGUGGACCUCCACCCGCCCCAGGUAGAUCUGCACCGGCCACAUGGGGACGGCUUACCGGAACGGACGUUAGACCACGGCUAUAGUGAGCGGAUGAACCAUCUCGAACAUUCCAAGGUGUGGGACCUCCUGCACCACCUCCGCCGCCUGCUGAAUCUGACAGCUGAGGCCGACGCCAGAUCUAGAAGACGACUGACCGACGUGCAGCCAUACGAAACUUCUCCGAGACAUUGGCAGAUAUCAAUGCGCCGUUAACAGGCAUAACCGCCCCUCCUCUCCCUGCAUAAGGACCUCGGCCAAGGCAAACAACCUAAGUCAUCAUAAGAAGGGAAACCUGUACCCAAACAUAGGCCACAUUAUUGAACACAUAUGUAUCUAUAGACAUGGUUCAGUAAUUGUCUCCUUCCAUAGAACCAGUGUUUAGGGCAAUAAAGUAACGUUCAAUCGAUCAAACUAGGUGGGAAUCUGGUUCUCUUGUUUUUCUUCAUUGUAGCCUACCGAUGAGUAGGUUGGCCUCCCAGGUCGUUCAGUUUUUCCAGUACAAGCUUACACGAUGGCUCCCUCAGCAGAGGCCGCGCCAGCAAUACGGGAGUACAUGUAAGGUGAUUCAAACUGUUACCCUCGUGUUCUUUCAAAUUACUCAAGAGAAUUGCCAAAAAUAUUUAUUCAGAAGGAUUUCUGUGUUUUGACUGCCCCUUGUACUAGUUGUAGUCUUGCCCUGUUCUUACAGGACCUUUAUCUACUAGUACUUACCAACAGACGCGAUGGCUUUUUCACGAUAAAAGAGGAUUCAUUGCCCCUUUAGAUUUAAAUAACACAAAAAAGUGUUUUAUUAGCAUAAAAGACCCGCGCAAUGGAUUCAAAGAUUCCCACCAUUUCUUAGACUUUGCACUUUUUCUUUUCUUUAUUCCAGGGAGGCUCUGAUUAUUCACUUCUUUACUAAUCUAUAAUAAGUAAGGAAAUUUUAAGAUUCUGUACCUUUGUUCUCAGUGGAAUGAUGUCCUUUUGACUGUGCAUACCUGUUCUAAAGUACAACGUAGAUAGUAGUGUCCCUGGGGUUGAUGGAAUAGUAUAUUCAUCCAAAGCAAACAAAAAGCUGUAUAAGACACUAGAUAAUCUCACUGUUGCAGUCCUUGUUCCGCAAGUUUCACUGUAAGCGUCAAGUGAGUCGGCCGCAUUAGAGUCAGUGAUGCAGUAACAAAACAAGUAUCACGGAAACAUCAUCACUUUUCCUUUACUUCUGGAUAGCACGAUCAAAGACAAAAACCUUUUGUGUCUUUGCGAUUUCGCCACGGGGCCGGUGUUACAUUUACAUGUCAUAGAUAAGAAUAUUAAGGAAUAUUAAUCAAGAAGUAUAAAAUAAAUCUUCCAGAAGGCUCCAAAACCGGUGAUAUCAAUGUUGGAAUAUGUAAAACAAGCAAACAAGCAAAAACAUUCCCCAAAGCAAACCAGGCUUGAUCUCUAUACGCCCCCCCCCCAUCAAUGUUAGAACACAAAAGAAACUCAGUUAUUACGAAAUGCCAUUAAAGGAUUCUCCCUAGAUGUAACAAACAUCCCCCAGCCUUAGCGAAAGGCAGACCAUCUAUUUCUAGCGACCCUACCCGAGGUAAAACUGCCUGAUGUUUUAACCUUUGUCCAGUGUUACGCUCUGUGAGAUUAAGGUGGAUUUGUGACCUACGUCAUCGUGGCAGAAGAUAGCACAGCACCUACGGCAGCUCAUCUUCAGAGGACAUCAGAUACAAGUUAAGACUUUGGGAUAUGUCUUAAGGGCAUGAUAGUGUCAAAGCAUUCCGAUUCCCAAAUAUUAUGCAGGAUUCCCUUGUCGUGUGUGUAGUUGGUCGGUUCACCCCUAUGUUGUACGGAACACAAGUAAAUAACAUGUAUGGUAAGGAGUCAACAAAGCACUUUGUAAGCUUAAGCAAGCAUGGGUACAAGCAAAACUGGAAUAUCCCAUGAAACCUCACUGUGAACUUUUCUUCUUUUGAUCUAAGGUCAAAUCUGAUACUGGCAAUUUACCUUUUGUUGGAAUCUACAAUAUUGUUACAUCAGAAAGAUAUGAAAACUAACAAUGUCGUAGUAAAUAUGGAUUAUGGUAUAUGUUAGCAGGGUUUGCUUACCAAAGCUCUAGACUAUUGCACUGCAGCAGUAAUACGAUGUUACAAUAGCUUAAUGUAGGAUCGUGUCAGUUAACUCGAUUGAUUGUAACGGUUGCGGUAACGAUUAAGUGUAAGAUGUAAUAUUUUGUCAUACUUCCGGCCCUAAACCCCAAGUAAACAACAGGUUAUGGCAGAUCUAGAGCGCUGUUAUGCCUUGAACUAGAUUUGGGAGAGAAAACAACACUGU
Branchiostoma belcheri (Belcher's lancelet) is the source of this 2690-nucleotide messenger RNA. RefSeq lists its product as uncharacterized. NCBI's taxonomy places the organism in Eukaryota, Metazoa, Chordata, Leptocardii, Amphioxiformes, Branchiostomatidae. The coding region runs from base 102 to 602 and encodes 166 amino acids. The record is from RefSeq and is a predicted model, not a curated record. Gene Ontology annotation, biological process: feeding behavior; neuropeptide signaling pathway. The transcript has 4 exons.